GCGCUAGGACCCAGCAGUGACGUGACAGCAAAGCGGAGGAGAGGAGAAGCUGCAGUGUCUUGAAGGAAGCUGCGAGGCUGAUAGACAAGUUUGCAGGCGGGAGAGACACAAGGAGCAGGACCUGCCAUCAACAUCACAUACUGUACUUACUGUACACCUACUGUACGGAGGCCGAGGACCGAGGCUGGAUUGUCCUCCGUGGCGAUUGAUCAUGCCCAGCAGCGUCAGUCCAAGCUGAAGGCUUCCUGGUCUGUGGUGAUCCAGACCUUGGACUUAGAAGACCAUCAUCAUGGCGAGCAGCUGCUGCAGCUCGGCGUGCCGUCUGACCUUCCAUUCGUGGAGCCUCCUGGACUUUCCACAUGAAGACUUCUCCGAAAUGACCCCCGGCCUCUAGCUUGCCCGCUCGCCAAACCUUCAGAGACGUCUUCCAUGUUGUCCUCGGUCUUCUUCCUCGCCCGGGACGUGAAGGACUGACUCUGUCUCUUUCCAAGCGUUCCUGAGGAUUGUCUUCUGAGAGAAUUGGAUUAGAGAUGGAUUAUGAGUGAAACAUCUGCCUGAGCGUAAUCCCCUUGUGCUUCUGCAGAUUACAUCCAUGGAGAAGCGCGACGAGCUGGAGCACCCUCUCCUGGGGGAGCAUCCCCUUCUGGGGGAGCACCCCCUCCUGGGGGAGAACCCCCACCUCUUCAAGGGGCUCCUGGUCAAGUGUGAGGAAGACCGGGCCUACCCUCCGCUGGCCUGGAGGGCCUACCCCCCCGAUGUGGUCCAACAGCCCCAGCAGCUCCUGGACCCCUGCUCCCUGCCACGCACGCUGGAGUCCCUUUACCCGGCCGCCCCCGCCUGGGGCCCCGCCGACUACCUGGAGACCACCUUUGUGGACGUGGGGCCAGCGCUGGAGAGCAAGCUGCUGGCCGAAGACUUCCACAGUGCCUCCUGCAGCUUGGACGAUGAGGAUGACCUGCUGCCCGACUCCGACGACUCGUCCAUGGGAGACUUCAGCGACAGUGACAGCGACAGCAACUUCCCUCUAAUGAUCCCUCAGGACUACCUGGGCCUCGCCUUCUUCUCCAUGCUCUGCUGCUUCUGGCCCCUGGGCAUCGCCGCCUUCUACCUCUCGCAGAAGACCAACAAGGCUUCGGCGGAGGGCGACUACCAGGGGGCCAACGCGGCGUCUCGCCAGGCUCUGUGGCUCUCUGUCCUCUCCAUCGUGUUUGGGAUCAUCACCUACGUCUGCGCCAUCGCCGCCCUCAUUUCCUACCUGUCCGCCAAGCUGCCGUAAGAGGCCACGCCCACUAAACAAAGGAGCCUGUGCACGCCAGUCGUACUAACGACAGGAAUAACCAUCGUUUUACUGCAUCCAUUCUUCCCCUUUCAGUUCUGAGGAGACUUUUGACUUGUUUGAUUUAGGCCCCUGCAGCGCUCUCUGACCCAUGUGUGUGUGUGUGUGUGUGUUGCCACGUUCGCUAAACCAAAGGUAGAAGAAACACUGUAGAUAUCAUCACCAAGAACAGGAGUCCUGAAAGUGUGGGCAGAGGAGUGAGCCCAGGGGGACCUCGCUGUGUUGAUUUGUUUCUAUUUGGAUGGCGGGCCAGACCCACAAAACCUUCCAAGGGACCAGACUUGGUGUCAUUACACGAGGGGUUAUGAGUACUGUCGUUUCUUUGGUGCACAAAGUUAGCUACGUAGCAUUGUUAGCGUCCGCUAUGUCAGGGGUGUCCAGACUUUUUGCACACUGAAAAAUCAAGGUCUAUUUGUCAUUUUCAAAACCAAUACAAUAUAUAGAUUUUUUUUUAAAUUUUUUUUACCUUCAGGGCUCCUUUCAAAUAUGGUGCCGGGAAACCGCAAGUCUCAGUCAUAAUAAUGUUAAAAUUACGUCAUAUAUAACGUACUAUAUAUAUAUAUAUAUAUAUAUAUAUAUUUGUAUCUAUGAAUGUAUAUAUUUACAAUUGUAUAUACAUAGUAUAAAUACUCAUACAGUACAUACACAAUUUAUAUACAUUAGAUAUAUAACCAUUAUAUAUACUAUAUAUUUACAAUAAAUAUAUAUAUGUAUGUAUAUAUACACACACACAUAUAUAUAUAUAUUCAUACACAAACACACACAUAUAUUUAUAUGUAGAUAUACAUAUUCACAUAUAUACAUAUACACACAUAUUUAUAUAUAUAUACACACAUGUAUGUAUAUAUAUGUAUAUACAUACAUAUAUAUACAUGCAUAUAUAUAUACAAACAUUUAUAUACACAUAUGUAUCCAUACACACAUACAUAUAUUUACACAGACAUAUAUAGAUUUAUAUACACACACAUAUAUACACAUGUAUAUAUAUAUACACGUGUAUAUAUGUAUAUACAUACAUAUAUAUACAUGCAUAUAUAUACAAACAUUUAUAUACACAUAUGUAUCCAUACACACAUACAUAUAUUUACACACACAUAUAUAUAUAUAUAUUUGUAUACACACACAUAUAUACAAAUGUAUAUAUAUAUACACGUGUAUAUAUAUACACACAUAUACUGUAUACACACACACACACAUAUAUAUACACACACAUAUGUAUGUAUAUAUGUAUAUACAUACAUAUAUAUACAUACAAACAUUUAUAUACACAUAUAUACACACAUAUAUAUUUACACACAUAUAUAUAUUUAUAUACACACAUAUAUACAUAUAUACACAUACAUACUG
Messenger RNA from Nerophis ophidion (straightnose pipefish), 2683 nucleotides. RefSeq names its product transmembrane protein 91 (gene tmem91). NCBI's taxonomy places the organism in Eukaryota, Metazoa, Chordata, Actinopteri, Syngnathiformes, Syngnathidae. The record is from RefSeq and is a predicted model, not a curated record. Gene Ontology annotation, cellular component: intracellular membrane-bounded organelle; membrane. Bases 593 to 1276 code for a protein of 227 amino acids. The transcript is spliced from 4 exons.